GCACAGAGCCGUGGCUGCAGGGAAGCGGAGAGAAGAAUCUGGGAGAUGCUGAGGGCUCGUGGGCUCGUGGAGGGUCUCUGCGCGGGGCUGCAAAGUGCGGGCCAGUCGAGUGCGUGCCGGCCCCUCCAGGUCUCAGCGGCUGCGUCUGUGCACUGGCCAACUUCGUCCCGACGUCGCCGCGCGGACUUGGCCCGUGAGAAGGGACCGUCUCCAGUUAACGUUCAGCGGUGGGCGCCCGCGCUCGUGCUGGGGCCGGGGCACCGGGGACCAGCCCCUCCCGCAGGUGCGGGAACAGCUUAUCGUGGUCCAGAAGCCAGUCCAGUCGACCCAGUCCAGCGGGCCGCAGCCUCCGUCGAUCCCUCGGCCCUGUGGGCGUGCCUGACCCGUGAGGGAGCCUCCUUUCGCCCCCCGCCUUCGAGGCCUCAGAGAGGGGACCCUGGUGUAUUCCGAGACUGGAGGAAACAGAGUCACUUAAAUCCCGCGGGCGGAUGCGCCCUGACAGUUGCUCCCCUGGCCAGCGGGCUCCCGAUGGAGGACAGAGGCUCCCCUGAAAGCCCGGCUGCGCAGACUGCCACUGAGCCCAGCGAGUCCCUGUCCUCGGCCCACAGACACCUGAGCAGGAGGAAUGGGCUUUCGAAACUCUGCCAGAGCAGGAUGGGCCUCUCCGAAGACAAAUGGAACUCCUAUUGUCUGUCAUCUUUGGCUGCCCAGAGCAUCUGCACCAGCAGACUACAUUGCCUGGUGCCGCCGGAGCAGACCGACCUGGCCGGGUCCCUGGGCAGUGCAUCCUGCUGCUCCCUGCUGCGGGGCUUGUCCUCAGGGUGGUCCACGCCCCUGUUUCCGACUCCCGUGUGCAACCCGAACAAGGCAGUGUUCACCGUGGAUGCCAAGACCACAGAGAUCCUGGUUGCCAACGACAAGGCUUGUCAGCUCCUGGGGCACAGCAGCCAUGACCUGAUCGGCCAGAAGCUCACGCAGUUCUUCCUGAGGCCGGAUUCCGAUGUGGUAAAGGCCCUCAGCGAAGAGCACAUGGGGGCCGAUGGCCGAGCCGCUGUUGUGUUCGGUACAGUGGUGGACGUCGUGAGCCGCAGUGGGGAGAGGAUCCCGGUGUCCGUGUGGAUGAAGAAGGUGAAGCAGGAACACAGCCUGUGCUGCGUGGUCGUACUAGAGCCUGUGGAGCGGGUGUCGGCCUGGGUUGCUUUCCAGAGCGAUGGCACCAUAACAUCCUGCGACAGCCCGUUCGCUCUCCUGCAUGGGUACGCAUCUGGGGAGGAUGUGCUUGGGCAGCCCAUCACAGACCUGAUCCCUUCUGUGCAGCUCCCUACCCCUGGCGAGCCUGUCCCCCAGAAUCUCAAGAUUCAGAGGUCUGUCGGGAGAGCCAAGGAUGGCACCACCUUCCCUCUGAGCUUAAAACUGAAAUCUCAGUCCAGCAGUGAGACGGCGGAAGAUGGUCGCAUGGUCCCCGAGUGGAGUUACUCCGCGUCCAUCUGGGUCUUCUCCACCAUCAGCGGCCUCAUCACCCUCCUGCCUGACGGGACCAUCUAUGGCAUCAACCACAGCUUUGCUCUGAUGCUAUUUGGUUAUGGGAAGACUGAGCUCCUGGGCAAGAAUAUCACUUUCCUGAUUCCCGGCUUCUACCAUGGCAUGGGCCUCGCAUGUGACACUUCCUUCCCAUUGCCAGACCUGGCCGACCAGAGUGGGCCUGGGGAGACAAGCGUGGGCCCCCGGCAGAGCCGGAACUGGGCUGGCACAGGCGUGGAGCCACUAGAUCCAAGAGCUCCCAGUGCAUCUGUUGGAGGGCACGUUUUGCCAGGAGGGGAGACCCUAGAGCCAGUGGGAAGAAGCCAAGAAGACUUUACUGGGACCUGGACCCAAGCAGACCCUGGAGGCCACCUCCCUUCUUCCCUCCCAUGUCUGCCCACUCCAGGAGUGGAAAGCAUCCUAGAAGGAGGCCCACCAGCCCAGGAAUGGUCCUCACCUGAGGACCAGCGAGAUAUCCCAGAAGGAAGCCCACCAGCCCAGGAAUGGUCUUCACCCAAGGACCAGCGAGAUAUCCCAGAAGGAAGCCUACCAGCCCAGGAAAGGUCCUCAUCCGAGGACCAGCGAGACAUCCCAGAAGGAAUCCCACCAGGCCAGGAAUGGUCCUCAUCUGAGGACCAGCGAGCCAUCCCAGAAGGAAGCCCAUCGGCCCUUACUCAACAGUCAUCACCCAAAGACCAGCCAAAUCCUCUCUUGGAGAAAGAGGAUUCUGCAGCCCCAGAGAGCCUGAGACAGGAUCUUGUGGAAAGAAGUGGGUCUGACCCAGUUGACACAUGGAUGUCUGCUUCCCGUGAAGCAUCUGAGGGCAGGAGCGGGCAAGCUAAAAUGAGUAGGCCGUAUCUGGAGGCACAGCCAGAGUGGACAAGUUCGAGCAGUGCCCAUCAUUCAAACUGUUGGGUUGAUUCCCUCAUGUCCAAGCCCUAUGCCGCAGGCAAGCUGGCAGGGGAGGGCCUCCUGCUGCCCUGCCCUGGAUAUGGGGGUGAGCAGAGCACGCAGUCAGGAAGCCCCCCUGGGACAGCGCAACUCCCGUUCUCCACACCUGCCCUAGAUGAGCUGUGGGUGGCUGUGGAGAAUGACCGAGAGGAGCUACAGACUUGCUUGAUUAAGGAGCAGCUGUCCAAGUUGAGCCUUGUGGGACCACUGGGUGUCUCCUACACCGAGCUGGCCCCAGCAGAUCACCCCCGAUGCUCUGCUUCUGUGUCCUUGUGUGACCUGGGAAGCAGAGGCUUGUCUAGCCGAGGGGGCAGCUCUUCAGCCUGCUAUGCUCUGGCCACGGACCUCCCUGGUGUCCUAGACACAGUACAGGCCCAGGAGGCUGAUGGGAAUUCUUUCUCCUGGAACCUCAAGGAGCUCUUUCUCGAUGAAUGGACAGAUCGAACUUCCUCCAAUUGUUCCUGCACCACGAUGGAGAUUGUGGGGACGCCGUCUCCUUUGCCGGUGGGCUCUGAUGCAGACCUGAGUGGUCUGCACCGGCGGGGAUCUGAUGUUCUGGAUGACCGAGAACUGUUGCUCCUGACCGGCACUUACUUCCAUCUUGGGGAGGCUCGGCAGUUUCACGAGAGCCAUCUGGUGCCGGAUCCGGUAGAGCCCUCUGAGAUGUGUCUGGUGUCCUCGGAACACUAUGCAGUCAGCGGCAGAGAGAGCCAUGCCUGUAUCCUUCCCACGCUGGGGGCUGGCCCCGUAGAUGUGUGUCCAGCAGAGGAGCCCAGGCUGAGCUUCCAGGUCACCUCAACGCCUGUGAGAACGGACAGCCCAGCAACAUCUGGGGCCACCUGCGUGCGCCAGGAGAUCCAGGAGGGGACCUAUGCCGGCAGCUGCCACCACCGGGACGGAGCUCAGCUGAGUGUGCAGUUUGAGGUGAAGCGGGUGGAGCUCCAGGGCUCCUCGACCCUGUUCUGCUGCUGGCUCGUGAAAGACCUGCUGCACAGCCACUGGGACUCAGCCACGCGCACGCGCCUGCUCCUGGCCAGCCUGCCCAGCUCCAGCCACUCCAUGUGCGAGCUUUCUGGACCCAGCGUAGGGGAGAUGCUCAGAAGCAAGCCCUGGUUUGAGGAGCCUCCGAAGGCUAUGGAGCUGGAGGGACUGGCGGCCUGUGAGGGUGCAUACUCCCACAAGUACAGCACGCUGAGCCCGCUGGGCAGCGGUGCCUUUGGCUUCGUCUGGACUGCAGUGGACAAGGAAGCCAACAAGGAGGUGGUGGUGAAGUUUAUUAAGAAGGAGAAGGUUUUGGAGGAUUGUUGGAUCGAGGAUCCCAAACUUGGGAAAGUUACUUUGGAGAUUGCGAUUCUGUCCAGGGUGGACCAUGCCAAUAUCAUCAAGGUUUUGGAUGUAUUUGAAAACCAAGGGUUCUUUCAGCUGGUGAUGGAGAAGCACGGCUCUGGUCUGGACCUCUUUGCCUUCAUUGACCUCCAUCCCAACCUUGAUGAGCCCCUGGCGAGUUACAUCUUCCGACAACUAGUGGCAGCAGUGGGCUACCUGCGCUCCAAGAACAUCAUUCACCGGGACAUCAAGGAUGAGAACAUUGUCAUUGCUGAGGACUUCACAAUCAAGCUCAUCGACUUCGGCUCUGCCGCCUACUUGGAGAAGGGCAGGCUGUUUCACACAUUCUGUGGGACGAUCGAGUACUGUGCCCCUGAAGUCCUCAUGGGAAACCCAUACAAGGGGCCAGAGCUGGAGAUGUGGUCCCUGGGGGUCACGCUGUACACGCUGAUCUUUGAGGAGAACCCCUUCUGUGAGCUGGAGGAGACCAUGGAGGCCACGAUCCACCCCCCAUACCUGGUGUCGGAAGAUCUCAUGAACCUCAUGUCUGGGCUGCUGCAGCCUGUCCCUGAGCAGCGUACCACCCUGGAGAAGCUGGUGACAGACCCCUGGGUGACACAGCCCGUAAAUCUUGCUAACUACACCUGGGAUGAGGUGUGUCACAUGAACAAGCCAGAAAGCGGAGCGCUGUCCGGUGUGAGCCUGGAGACAGAGAGCAGGUGUGCCAGGGAGGUGGCAUGGGCGCUGGAGCCCUGAGGGGCCUUGUGCCCUACGGGAGAUCCCUGAGGAGCCAACUCCAGUUCUCCGCUGCUCUUCUUCAUUCGCUCGGGAUCAAGGUGUUUUCAAGCCCCAUCCAGGCAAAGGAAGUAAAUUCGCAAGCAUUAGGCCCAAUUCACUUUAUAAAAACUCCCGUGCAAGUUUGAGAAGUGCUAGGACAAAAGCCAGUGGUGUUACCAGAUUUUAGGUUUAUAAAUAGACUUGGAAUUCAUUUUUCACAUGACCUUGGAAAAGCAUUCUAGUGUUCGGUUGAGUUUUGCGCUGUUAAAGGGCUUUUAUUUGUGAACUUCAGAGUCUUUAAUCUUUCUGAUUUUGUAUAUAUACAUGUGUGUUUGUUUCCCCUGACUCGACAUGUGCUCAUCUCAUGUGUGGAGUUUGUAGAACUGAUUAGCCAGAUGACCAGACUAUUUCAUUAACUUAUUUUUUUGAACACUUACAAAUUAAAGUAAUUUUGUAGUGAACCAUGACUAUGACUGUCUGA
This is a messenger RNA of Mustela lutreola (European mink), 5056 nucleotides long. RefSeq names its product PAS domain containing serine/threonine kinase (gene PASK). NCBI's taxonomy places the organism in Eukaryota, Metazoa, Chordata, Mammalia, Carnivora, Mustelidae. Bases 46 to 4554 code for a protein of 1502 amino acids. The transcript is spliced from 18 exons. Gene Ontology annotation, cellular component: cytoplasm; nucleus; cytosol. The record is from RefSeq and is a predicted model, not a curated record. Gene Ontology annotation, biological process: negative regulation of glycogen biosynthetic process; protein phosphorylation; intracellular signal transduction. Gene Ontology annotation, molecular function: protein serine/threonine kinase activity; ATP binding.